GUGUUGCUGCGGAUCGCAAUAUGGCGAUGAUAAGGGCCUUCCCGUCUUAAAUCUGCGAGGAAGCGUCGACUUCUCACCUCUCGCCCCGCAAGCACUCCAUCAUAAUUGACAUCCUGGGCGUUCUUCCUAUCCUCCCCGCAUUCUAAGCACCCGUGGCUUCACCCGGUUCCGCGGCGAAAACAUGACCAGGGUCUACGUCGGCCACCUCAGCUACCGUGUUCGAGAGCGCGACUUGGAGAGGUUCUUCCGCGGAUUCGGCAAGAUCCGCGAAGUCCUGCUCAAGAAUGGAUUCGGCUUUGUGGAGUUUGACGACCACCGAGACGCCGACGAUGCCGUGUACGAGCUGAAUGGCCGGGAACUGGACGGCGAACGGGUGGUUGUAGAGCUGGCACAUGGAACGGCUCGCCGGCCUCCUCCACCGCGGAGCACCUGGACCGACAGCAGUGGCACUAACAGGUACGGCCCACCCACACGGACAGACUAUCGGGUUAUCAUCGAGAACCUGAGCAGCCGCAUCAGCUGGCAGGACCUGAAGGAUCGUAUGCGGCAAGUUGGCGAUGUUACCUAUGCUGAUGCACACCGGCACAGGCGCAAUGAAGGUGUGGUGGAGUUUGCCUCCUACUCCGACAUGAAGCGAGCAAUUGAGAAGCUGGACAACACCGAGAUCAAUGGUCGCCGGAUCAGAAUCAUUGAGGAAAAACCGCUCCGAAGCUUCUCGAGGAGCCGCAGUCGCAGCCGUAGGCGUUCCAGAAGCCGCUCGCCUCGGCGCAACCGGCGAUCCCGCUCCGGCUCCAAGCGCCGCAAGAGCCGUAGCCCGCAGAAACGCCGCCGCUCCCGCAGCGCGUCCCGCUCCCGCAGUCGCUCGCGCUCCGUUAAGCGCCGCUCCAGGAGCGGUUCGCGGCGGCGCCGCUCCAGCGAGUCCCGCUCCAAGUCACCCGCGCCACGCCGCAAGUCCCGCAGCCGCUCCCGGUCGCCCAAGCGUCGUAGCCGGUCGGUCAGCAAGGACCGGAAGCCGGCGAGCCGCAGCCGAAGCCGCUCCGUAGCCAGCAAGAAGAGCGACGACAAUGGGGAAAAGGCCGCCAGCCGCAGCCGGUCCCGUUCGCCCGUCAAGAAGCGCAGCAAGCCGUCCAGCCGGAGCCGGUCGCGGUCUGCCAGCAACGAGCCAAAGUCGCGCAGCCGCAGCCGUAGCCGGUCCGAGGGCAAGGCCGACAAGAAGUCGAGUCGAAGCCGAUCAAAGUCUCCCGCCAGCAGCGCGGGCGGCCGAAAGUCGCGGAGCGCUUCGCGUUCCAAGUCGCCCGCCGACGGCAAGGAGGCUUCGCGGAGCCGCUCAAGGUCGCCGGCGAAGGAGCGCGAGAGCCGCUCGCGGAGCCGCAAGAAGUCGAAGGACGAGUCGAAGUCUAGCCGAAGUCGCAGCGGUAGCCGCGGGAAGUCCCGCUCGGUUUCGCCGGUCAGGGGAGAGGAAAACGGGAAGGUCGCCGCCAAGACGGACGGGAAGAAGAGCUCGUCUCGUAGCCGGUCUCGCGACCGGUCACGGUCGAACUCGGCCGGUCCAGGAAGCGGCAGGAGUCGGUCGCAGUCCCCGAUGCGCGAAUCGCGGUCACGGAGCCGCAGCGGUUCCCCAGCUAGCUGCCGCGAAAAUGGCGACGACUGAGGUUCAGGUUCAGCGCAAACCCCUUCGUCAGCAGCAGUCUUUCUUUUUUUUUUUUUUUUUUUUUUCUUGUCCCAUGCCACAAGCACGCCGACUGUGUCCCCAAGACUAAACACCAGUUAUGCAACUAGGGCCAAGCACAUUUGCAGAGUUUUGGGUCGUGUCGGCGGUGCAGACAGUCUGGUUUCUGUGGUUUUUGCUCAUCAAUAAAACAUUUUUUCACCCGUCGA
This is a messenger RNA of Dermacentor silvarum, 1878 nucleotides long. RefSeq names its product serine/arginine-rich splicing factor 5. The coding region runs from base 182 to 1651 and encodes 489 amino acids. Gene Ontology annotation, molecular function: mRNA binding. The transcript is spliced from 9 exons. Gene Ontology annotation, cellular component: cytoplasm; nucleus; ribonucleoprotein complex. Lineage: Eukaryota; Metazoa; Arthropoda; Arachnida; Ixodida; Ixodidae. The record is from RefSeq and is a predicted model, not a curated record. Gene Ontology annotation, biological process: alternative mRNA splicing, via spliceosome; mRNA splice site recognition.